Messenger RNA from Condylura cristata (star-nosed mole), 3499 nucleotides. It is a transcript of the gene INSM2, whose product is annotated as insulinoma-associated 2. Gene Ontology annotation, molecular function: DNA-binding transcription repressor activity, RNA polymerase II-specific; RNA polymerase II cis-regulatory region sequence-specific DNA binding. The record is from RefSeq and is a predicted model, not a curated record. Gene Ontology annotation, cellular component: nucleus; transcription repressor complex. The coding region runs from base 82 to 1773 and encodes 563 amino acids. Gene Ontology annotation, biological process: regulation of cell cycle process; neuron differentiation; negative regulation of transcription by RNA polymerase II. The transcript has a single exon. Lineage: Eukaryota; Metazoa; Chordata; Mammalia; Eulipotyphla; Talpidae.
ACUCCUAGAGCUGCUGUGUUCACCCGCUCUCUACCCCUGCACCAGGGUUCCUCCGUGCCCCUCAGCGCUCCUGACUCCAUCAUGCCAAGGGGUUUCCUGGUGAAGCGAACUAAACGGACAGGCGGCUCCUACCGAGUGCGCCUAGGAGAGCGGGUCUUGCCCCUGCUAGGACCCCCGGUGGCGCCACCCUUCCCUGAGGAGGCUUCCAGUGUCCCCCAGUCCUGUGUGGGGCAGGUGGCAACCCUCAUUUUGGAAGAGCCUAGAAAAGGCUUGGAGGAGGAGGCUGUCCCCGAACUGUCGGGGUCGCCCCGUCGGGCAGCUGGGGUGAGCCCUAGAGCGGGUGGACAGGAAGAUGCGGAGUGGAAGGUAGAUGGCAGGGAGGGUCCUGGGGCCAGCCCUAGCCCUGCAAAGCCGGCAGGUGUGGACCUGCGCAGGGCGUUCCUGGAACGCUGUCUCAGCUCGCCCAUCUCGGCUGAGUCCUUCCCCGGGGUCACAGCCGCUGUGGCUGCCUUCUCAUGCUCGGUGGCGGCAGCAGCUGCACCAACCUCGGGGGAGCAAUUCCUGCUGCCGCUCCAGGCACCGUUCCCAGAGCCCGCGCUCCAUCCGGACCCGGCGCCUAUCUCCGCUGCCCUGCAAGGUUUGAAGCGGGCCUCCAGCAGUGAGCGCCGACCUAAGGCUCCUCCAGGGUGCGGAUCUGCACCAGUGGCUGCUGGAGUUAAGAAGUCAAAGGCCAUAAGGAAGUUGAGUUUCGCCGAUGAAGUGACUACAUCCCCUGUCCUAGGACUGAAGAUCAAGGAAGAGGAACCUGGGGCACCGUCUCGGAGCCUGGGAGGCAACCGUACACCGCUGGGGGAGUUCAUCUGUCAACUGUGCAAGGAGCAGUACGCAGACCCCUUUGCGCUGGCUCAGCACCGCUGCUCCCGCAUCGUGCGUGUCGAGUAUCGCUGCCCAGAAUGCGACAAGGUCUUCAGCUGCCCAGCAAAUCUCGCUUCCCAUCGCCGCUGGCACAAACCACGACCCACAUCAGCAAAUGCUGCCACAGUCUCCUCAGUCGAGGGGAAGACACCACCGCCUCCGUCACCUUCGUCCUCCCUCGGCUCCGGGUCUAUUGCAUCUUUCCUAGCAGAGGGAAAGGAGAACAGCCGGGCAGAGCCGACUGUAGAUCAGCACCAUCAGUCCAGGGACAGCUCCGGGGCGGAGCAGCGCCAGAACAGCGCUCUGCACCCGCACCCGGGCCUCCAGGUGUUACCCCACCCGGAGCCACCGUUGCCUCAAGUCCCCUACACAGACGGGGUGUUGGGGCGCGGGGUGCCGGGACGGGUCAGUGGUGUCGGGGGACCUGAGAUCUUUGUGUGUCCGUAUUGCCACAAAAAGUUCCGUCGCCAAGCGUAUCUGCGCAAGCACCUGGGCACUCAUGAGGCUAGCUCGGCUCGCGCUCUCGUCCCGAGUUUUGGCUCUGAAGGCGGUGCUCCACUCGCCUUCGCUUGCCCGCUAUGCGGAGCGCACUUUCCGUCCGCAGAAAUUAGGGACAAGCACCGGCUGUGGCACACUGUCCGUGAAGAGCUGCUCCUGCCUGCUCUGGCCCGGGCGACACCAGAAGCACCGAGUUCAGGUGGGGCAGCCGACGGGGGCGCUCAGCAAAUUUUCUCCUGCAAGCACUGCCCGUCCACUUUUUUUAGUUCUCCAGGGCUGACCCGGCACAUUAAUAAGUGCCACCCCUCAGAAAGUCGGCAGGUACUAUUGCUGCAGAUGCCACUGCGGCCCGGUUGUUGAGACUAGGGACAGGGAAGACUGUAGAAUUUGACUUUGGAGGAAAUGGAUCAUGGGCAUUUCUGUGGGGCUUUCAACAUGCGAGGUCACCCUCUUUCCAAUUAUUUUCUCACCUGUAAGUCCCAUAGUCAAUGUUCUGCAGAGGAGCAGAUAGUGAAAAGUAAAAUCCCUCUCUAGAGCAGGUAUGUAUGUAUCUAUGUAUGUAUGUAUCUGGUAUAAGCGUUUUUCUUUUUUGUCAAGGACUGUCAGCUUUAAAUCCUCCCUUUCCCCGGGAAAAUAGGAUCUCCCUUACAAACUCUGAAGACCCUAAUGAAUCCUAUGACUUGUAAUUCCUAUGGAAAGUCACAGUGGAUGCGUGCAUGUCUCGAUGUCUACAAAGGAGUCUAGCUACCGAAAAGUGGCAGUCAUCAUUGCCCCCCCCCCCUUGCCAUCACAGGCACCUAAGUAGUUUCUGUCUCAAAUAGGGUCAGAUAUCUCGCAUUGUAUAUUCUGUGAAUUAAAAGUUACUUGAUUGGUGCCAAACUUAAUGGGAUUCUGUGGGCAGGCAAUGUUUGUGCUUUGGGGGUAGAUGGGAUUCUGGUAACCUUUCUUUUUCUCGAUUUAAUUCAUUUGCCAGUUAGUUUGGAGGUGGGGAAGGUGCUACUUUGCUGAAAGUUGAGACACCCCUCCCCCCCCUCCAAUUCUAACCUUUAGCAGUUUCGUAUGCAGUAUUCAGAAAGCUACAUUAAGCCUUUCUUUAAAUAACCUUUUUGGUGAUACCGAACUCAUUGCCUGAACUUUGACUGUUUCAGGAUUUCAUCAAAAAUGUUUAAUGCUUAUGUUUUAAAUCUUACACUGUGUAUAUUAUAUAUGAAACUGUUCAGCUUAAGGACAGACAUUAAUACUUACAAUCCACUAUGGAACCAAAUGGCAGUUCAUUCAGUAUUCAGUAUUUUUUCUUUUUGUAACCCAUAUUCAGUGUACUUUCUAUACUCGUGUCUUAAAAGCUAGAAUUUAGGAUUCUGGCUUACAUUGCUUGAUGGAAAGCCCCUAUUUGUAAGAUGCUUGCCACCAAAUAAAUGUACAUAGCUGGUGCUUUGUUGUGCUCUGUGUUUGUGCUCUGUGUUUAAGAAUCCCACUGAACACAGCCUACUUUUCAAAGUCACAUUUCUUAUCUCCCCAAAGCAAGUAUCCUACUUGCUUGUUUUAGUGACCCAUUUAGACAGAAUACAAAGACAGGAGAAAUGAUAUUUUGCAAAUGAACAUGGUGGUACAGAAAGGGAAUGGGAAAAUUUUCUUUGAAGUAUUAUUGCUGCAGUGAGCCUAAAAGGCCAAGAAUAUGUACUAUUCACUAGUCUAAAAAAGACACUUCCCCCUCAAAAAGUCAAUAGACUAUUUUUUCCAAAAAGCUCAUUUGUUAUCUGAAGGUGAUAAAAUCAUGUUAACUGUGCUAAUUCACUAUUGUAAGUUGGUAUUUCACUCCAUUUUGUUACAUAUUCAUUUACACAUUUUUGAAGUGUUUUUUUUUAAAUUAGUUACUUUAUUAUUUUUUUCUUGUAAUUCACCUUGGUUGUAGGAAACUUUAUAUCAAUCUUGCUCCCAGUAAUUCUCCUUCAUCCAUGUGUUCACUGUCUAUAUAACCUUUCAUAAGAGUUCUGGUUUACUUUCUAAAGUCACAGAAAUUGAUUUGUAAUACUUUAAAUAAUCUGAAAGAUAAACUUAAUUUUUGCUCCUGAAUGUAAAUUAUAAA